This is a messenger RNA of Tachysurus fulvidraco (yellow catfish), 2294 nucleotides long. RefSeq lists its product as uncharacterized. Gene Ontology annotation, biological process: negative regulation of axon extension involved in axon guidance; neural crest cell migration; axon guidance. NCBI's taxonomy places the organism in Eukaryota, Metazoa, Chordata, Actinopteri, Siluriformes, Bagridae. The coding region runs from base 146 to 2056 and encodes 636 amino acids. The transcript is spliced from 16 exons. Gene Ontology annotation, molecular function: chemorepellent activity; semaphorin receptor binding. The record is from RefSeq and is a predicted model, not a curated record.
CUUCACAAGUGUGUGAGAGGAAUGUGACGUGCAGCCCGACGUCCUCUCAGAGAGCUAAGAGACUCGCGGACUCACGUCAGCACCCAGUUUUCAGGACAAACUUUCCUUCUAUGUGCAGCAUUUGAUACUCACGCAUUUCAGCAUCAUGCAUCCAACCAUUCUCUGGGCAACCCUGAUUUGUAUUGUUCUGGCUGAAAAAUCCCCUCGACUGAAAUUUACUGUGCAAGAGCCGGCAAGGUUUCACUUCGCAAAGCCUGAAAACUACAUGACCAUAUACCACCAGCAGGGGAGUGAUGUUCUGUAUGUGGGGGGGCAAGCAGUUAUUUAUAUGAUCAACUUCACCCAGAAAGGAGUGCAACAUAAAGAGAUAUCUGCAGUAGCUGAUGAAAAUUCCAGACAAAGCUGUCUUGCCAAAUCAGUAUCUAAGAUCGAGUGUGACAAUUUCAUCACUGUCAUUGAGAAAGUCAAUGACACCUUUGUGGUGUGUGGGACAAAUGCAGGCACCCCAAAAUGUUGGUUAUUGGUGAAUAACUCUGCACUCAUCAACAUGUCUGAUAAUGCACAGAGGAUAUCACCCUCAGAUAUUUCCCCGACCAUUCCUUCUCAACGCUCUGUCAGUCUCUCAGCAGGUGGAAGCCUGUAUUCUGCUUUGUCAGCUAUGGGAAAACAGCCUGGCUCUAUACGUCGCACAUACAGCACUAACAAGCUGCUGAAGACUGAGAACAAAUGGCUGUCGAACCCUCAGUUUGCAGGAGCUGCUGUAAUUCCUGCAACAAACCAAUACAAUGAGGUGAUCUAUAUUUUCUUCAGUGAAAUCAACAAGACAGCUGAUAUGGAUGAAGAACCAUACAGGGCUCGGAUAGUGCGAAUCUGCAUGAACGAUAAUGGUGGCACAAGGACAGUGCUGCCUGACUCUUGGACUACAUUUCUGAAGGCUCGUGUCAUGUGUGGGACAGACGGCACCCCUCAGCACUACAAUAACAUCAAGCGAGCAUUUGUUCUCAUAUCUCCACAACGUAUAGGUGUCACGUAUGGACUUUUCUCUAAUGCUUGGGGCACAACUGUUGUCUGUGCGUACUCAAUUUCAGACAUCGACAUGGCAUUUGCUAAAACAGAGCGUCAACGGUCCAACGACCCAGUCACUCGAAAUCUAGAUGGAAUGUGUGGUCGUAGGAAUCAUACAACAGCUCAGUACGUAAAAAUGCUGGAAGUGAUGAGAGAUUAUCCUGAGAUUGAAGACACAAUACUGUCAGUGGAAGACGCUCCUCUGGAUCUGCCCACUGAAGACCAUUUCACACACAUUGUGGCAGACAGUGUGCUCACAGUCAAUGAAGAACAUUACAUCGUCAUCUACCUGGGCACAGAACAGGGAAAAAUUCUAAAAGUCCUUCACACCAAUGAAGAAGUUUUUAUUAUAUCGCAGUAUUCUCUGUUCCAUAAUGAGGGGCCCAUCAUUAACAUGGCCAUCGACUCACAGAAAGGUCACCUUUACAUUGGCACUGCGAUGGAAGUCCAGCGCCUACCACUGGCUGACUGCAGUCGAUAUGGAGAUACUUGCAGGGAGUGCAUUCUCUCCAGAGACCCAUACUGUGGAUGGGACUUGACCAAAAAGCGGUGCCUGGCUAUUCCGGCAAACUACAAUAUCACUACUGGUGGAAUACUACAGAGUCUUGACAAAUCUAAUGCCUCAGUUUGUGGGGACACUGCAGCUUUAAAGAUACGCAGUACAAUUCCAAAGGAAGUGCGGAUGCACAAAGAUGGCCCAGUCCUGUUGCCAUGUCCCGUUCGCUCCUUCCAUGCCACGUACAGCUGGGAGAAGGACAACUGUAUUAAGCGAUACCCCUGUACCAUCUCUGGCUCAUCCUGUGUGCUUGGCUCAAAUCCUGAUCUGCCCUUGAAGGAGGGUGUAUUCCGUUGCAUGGCCACAGAGAGCGGCCUGAAACAGGAAUUGGUGUCAUACAAGCUGGUAUUUAAUGCUGGGCCUUCUGCCACUUCAUCGGCUAUCAAACUGGCUCUGUCUCUACUGCUGACCAUCAUUGGCUUCUGCCUACAUUAGCCUGCUAACACACUACCUCUGGCUUUUAAUAGAGAUGAUUGGAGCACUAUUUGAUACCAAGGUUAGGUUCACAAAACAAAUCUUUACAAGGUCUGUUUAGUCAAAGGAAUGUAGGUUUUAAUGUCUAAUUACAUCAGGUGAAGCAAUUAUAUUUCAGCCUCAGAAAAAUUGAAAACAUAUCUGAAUGUCAUUUUGUACAUAUCAGUGACAGUUUGAGAGGAUAACUUAAUGCACUGAG